Diachasma alloeum is the source of this 1016-nucleotide messenger RNA. It is a transcript of the gene Sys1, whose product is annotated as protein SYS1 homolog. The record is from RefSeq and is a predicted model, not a curated record. Gene Ontology annotation, cellular component: trans-Golgi network; Golgi membrane. The transcript has 3 exons. NCBI's taxonomy places the organism in Eukaryota, Metazoa, Arthropoda, Insecta, Hymenoptera, Braconidae. The coding region runs from base 460 to 942 and encodes 160 amino acids. Gene Ontology annotation, biological process: Golgi to plasma membrane protein transport; Golgi to endosome transport; protein localization to Golgi apparatus.
UGGGAAUCACGUCGACAAUUCUUCACGUUCUCCCCUCACACAGACGUGAAUCUAGCGGAUUUAACCUCAAUUCUCAGUGAAGCGGAACACGUCUGACAACAGACAAAUCAUUUUUGUAAAAUCUGUUCUGAAAAAUUAAAUUAGCCACUAAACAUAUCAAUUUGACAACCUCCGGGUUUUUUUUAAUUGAGGGAUUAUUAUUGUGGAGGCCAUGAGUGAUUUUGGAGUUGAGACAUGAUUUUCAAAAGUAAACAAGGAAAAACAGGAGACUCUUGAGGGAUUGUUGUAAUAGUGACUUUCAUUGGAGGUUGACGAGAUCAAAUACCCUGGAACUUGUUGAAUGGCAAACAAUCACUCUCCGCUGAAGAUGUUGAUCAACGCACUCUCGCCUCACUCAUGCCUCGAAGACACCCCUGAAUAAACCCCCCACUAUCGAAUAUCAUAAAUAACCACACAAAGAUGAACAGCAUCUCAGGACAAUUUCGCAAGACAACGUGGGACCCCCUGCUGAUAAUAUCCCAGAUAACAGCAGUCCAGACGGUCCUGUACUUCUCCCUGGGCAUUUGGAUCUGGAUAAUAACGAUGUUCUUAGGAGCAACUAGAUCACUGGACUACGCAUUCCACUACAAAGAGAUUCACGUGAGGGAUCACGGGGGUAGAUUAGUCAUCGCAAUAUUCGUGAUGAAUUCGUUGGUCGGGGCUUUGGCUCUCUGGUGGCUCGUCCAGAGGACAAAACAGUGCAUGGACUUCACCUGCACUGCCCACUUGAUCCACUUACUCUGUUGCUGGGGCUACAACUCGAGUUUUCCCACUACUUUCAGCUGGUGGUGCCUCAACAUCGUGUCGAUGACCAUCAUGUGUGUCUGUGGCGAAUUUCUGUGCAUGAGGACUGAACUCAAGGCCAUUCCUUUGGGCAUGAACAGUCAGAAAACUGCCUUGUAAUUUUUUUUUUUGAGGAAGAUGAGAUUGUGACGAGAAAGGGGUGAAUUGAAGAUAAUAAAUUUUGUUAAAAAUUU